Molecule: messenger RNA, 2211 nt
Organism: Pochonia chlamydosporia 170
Lineage: Eukaryota; Fungi; Ascomycota; Sordariomycetes; Hypocreales; Clavicipitaceae
Product: WD domain-containing protein
Exons: 3
Coding region: 1-2211 (736 amino acids)
Biological process (GO): proteasome-mediated ubiquitin-dependent protein catabolic process
Cellular component (GO): nucleus
Molecular function (GO): protein binding; protein-macromolecule adaptor activity
Source: RefSeq, a predicted model, not a curated record
AUGCAGCAUCACCAUGGCUCUGCUGUCCCUGACAUGUUGCCCUCGAGCCCUCCGGCCCUCAGUUCUUCCCCGGCAAACCCAUUUCUCUCGCCAACCCGAACCAGUCGCCGCAAGGAGAAGAGAAACCCGUCCGUCACGCCUAGAAGGUUUGGCCGUUUCUUCACGCCUCGGUCAACGUUGCCAACGGAAAGCCGGGCUGCCCUAGGACUCCUCAAUGCAUCCGCCACCAACCGUCAACUCAUCUCUCCUCAAUCACUGGCCGCUGACCCGUUGAGCUCGGAUCCGAUAUGCCCUUCAUCACCAACUGAAGCCCUGGGGCACGUGGAUGCUAACGGGGAGAAGAGGAAGCGGGCAGAGCUCGGUGGCCAGACUGUUCCAAAGCGACGACGAGGUCUGCUCGUGGAUGACACUUCUCCCCCUACACUUCGACUUCCCGGAAGAAGCUUCCACAUGUCUCGGGACGGCAAUGUACAAAUGGUGGAACAAAGUCAAACAGAUGCGAGAGACGGGCUGGACGACAGGCGGCGAGCUACCUUGAGUCACUUCUUCAAAGCUAGUCGCAGUGGAAGUAUUGGUGGCAUGGAGGAAAAGUCGCUUUCCGUUGCACCCAGUCUUCAGCCGUCCGAGUUGAGAACAAACCUGACCCUCGAAGGAUAUCAGCCGGAACCCAUUCGCAAACUUCGCAACCGUGGUUUCGCUGCACAGCUGCUGGACAGGGAGCAUGGAUUCGCCUCUCACACUGGCAGGCAGUACCUCAGCUUUCCGGCCUGCGACCCUAGAACUCUCACAGCAUCCUUUUACAGCGAAAGCCAAGACACCCACCUCUGUACCUCGUAUACCAGUCCAGGCAACACCAUCCCCUUUAGUCUCGCCAGCUGCCACGGUGCUCCUGUAACCGUCAUUGGCGACGAGCAGGGCAUUGUGCGGUUCUUCAACACCGACACGACACACGACCCGUUUGAGUCCAAGAUUGGAGUCCACGUCAAGGUUCACGACAAUGCCAUUAUGGAUCUGGACCUGUCCGUGGACGACUGUCGGCUGGCAACGGCCAGUGGAGAUCGAACGGGCAAAAUCGUCGACGUGAUGACGCAAACAGUUGCUGUCGAGCUCGCCAGUGGACACUGGGACUCUCUCCGUCAAAUCGCCUUCCAGCCAGGCGCAUGCAACGGCAGCACGCUCGCGACAUCAGACCGAGCCGGCCGUGUGCAAAUAUGGGAUUUGCGGUGUUCUUCGAUGCCCACACAGUGCUUCUCGGCAGAGGGCGUCGACUACACAGGCGAACGCGACACCACGCUUGAACCCGUCGCCGCCAAAACCAUCAACACCAUCACCAACGCCCACGAACGCACCAUCCAGGGAACCACAUCAACAGCCUCCAUCACCGCCAUCCAGUGGCUCCCAUCGGGCAGGGAACACCUCCUCCUCACCGCCAGCGAGGCCAACGCCUCCAUCAAGCUCUGGGACACGAGAUACAUCAAGCCACGCCGACAGGCAGAAGAGACGCCCCUCGCCAUAACCCCCCAGCCCACAUCCCACGCCUGGCGAUCCUACGGCAUCACGUCCAUGGCCCUCAGCACCGACGCCUCCCGCCUCUACGCCGUCUGCAAAGACAGCACCAUCUACGCCUACUCCACCUCACACUUGAUGCUCGGCCACGCACCCGAACUCGACGACUCCGCGCCCAAGCGCAAGCCCUCCGGUGCCCAGGGCCUGGGGCCUCUCUACGGCUUCAAACACGACUUCUUCCGCGCCUCAUCCUUCUACGUCAAGUGCGCGCUGCGACACCGCACCCCCGCCAACAACUACCAGGAGGAACUCCUCGCCGUGGGCAGCUCAGACAGCUGCGCCGUGCUCUUCCCCACGGACGAGCGCUACCUGUACGCCAACUACGCCAAGCAGGCACACAGGCUCGACGAGCCCACACCCUCGCACUCCGCGACACCCUCGUCACCUCCUUCUUCCGUUCCUAUUUUCCGGGCCGGCACGCCCCUUGCUCAUGGUCAUUCCCGCGAGGUGACGACCUUGAAUUGGUCGCACCACGGCAAACUGGUCACCGCGUCGGAUGACUACCUCGUUCGACACUGGCAGGCGGAUGCCAAUAGGGCCAGGUACCUGCGACAGGUGGGUGACUUUGGGCCCGACAGACACAUGGCUGGGUGGGCGGACGUGCUGUCCGUCUGGGAUGCUGAUGAUGAUGACGAUGAACAUUGA